Messenger RNA from Marmota monax (woodchuck), 2519 nucleotides. RefSeq names its product A-Raf proto-oncogene, serine/threonine kinase (gene Araf). Gene Ontology annotation, molecular function: ATP binding; protein kinase activity. Gene Ontology annotation, biological process: protein phosphorylation; signal transduction. The record is from RefSeq and is a predicted model, not a curated record. Bases 186 to 2075 code for a protein of 629 amino acids. NCBI's taxonomy places the organism in Eukaryota, Metazoa, Chordata, Mammalia, Rodentia, Sciuridae. Gene Ontology annotation, cellular component: mitochondrion; cytosol. The transcript has 16 exons.
AAAAAUGGAGGGCUGAGUCCCUCUGAGCCAAUGGCAAAAGUUUGAGGGGAGGUGGAGGCGGAAUGUGAGAGGAAACAAGAAGACAGGCCCAAGAUGGAGGCGGUGGCGGCAGUAGCGGCGUGACAGGAGCCUCAUGGCACCUGCCCAGCCUCACCUCAGACCAUCUUGACAAAGUCUUAGGCUCCAUGGAGCCGCCACGGGGCCCCCCUGCCAACGGGGCUGAGCCGUCCCGGGCAGUGGGCACUGUCAAAGUGUACCUGCCCAACAAGCAACGCACAGUGGUGACUGUCCGGGAUGGCAUGAGUGUCUACGACUCGCUAGACAAGGCCCUCAAGGUGCGAGGCCUCAAUCAGGAUUGCUGCGUGGUCUACAGACUCAUCAAAGGGCGAAAGACAGUCACUGCCUGGGACACAGCCAUCGCCCCCCUGGAUGGUGAGGAACUCAUUGUGGAGGUCCUCGAGGAUGUGCCGCUAACCAUGCACAAUUUUGUACGGAAGACAUUCUUCAGCCUGGCGUUCUGUGACUUCUGCCUUAAGUUUCUGUUCCAUGGCUUCCGCUGCCAAACCUGUGGCUACAAGUUCCACCAGCAUUGUUCCUCCAAGGUUCCCACAGUCUGUGUUGACAUGAGUACCAACCGCCGACCGAUCUACCACAGUGUCCAAGAUUUGUCUGGAGGCUCCAGGCAGCAUGAGGCUCCCUCAAACUGCCCCCCAAAUGAGCUGCUAACCCCCCAGGGUCCCAGCCCCUGCACUCAGCACCAUGACCGGGAGCACUUCCCCUUCCCUGCCUCAGCCAACGCCCCCCUGCAGCGCAUCCGCUCCACAUCCACUCCCAACGUCCACAUGGUCAGCACCACAGCUCCCAUGGACUCCAGCCUCAUGCAGCUCACUGGCCAGAGUUUCGGCACCAAUGCUGCUGGUAGUAGAGGUGGUGGUGAUGGAGGCCCGCGGGGGAGCCCCAACCCAUCCAGUGUGUCCUCGGGGAGGAAGUCCCCACAUUCCAAGUCACCUUCAGAGCAGCGGGAGCGGAAGUCCUUGGCUGAUGAAAAGAAGAAAGUGAAGAACCUCGGGUACCGGGACUCAGGCUAUUACUGGGAGGUGCCACCCAGUGAGGUGCAGCUGCUGAAGAGAAUUGGGACGGGCUCCUUUGGAACCGUGUUUCGCGGGAGGUGGCAUGGUGAUGUGGCCGUGAAGGUGCUCAAGGUAGCCCAACCCACUGCUGAGCAGGCCCAGGCCUUCAAGAACGAGAUGCAGGUGCUCAGGAAGACACGGCAUGUCAACAUCUUGCUGUUCAUGGGCUUCAUGACCCGGCCAGGAUUUGCCAUCAUCACACAGUGGUGUGAGGGCUCCAGCCUCUACCACCACCUGCAUGUGGCUGACACACGCUUCGACAUGGUCCAGCUAAUUGACGUUGCCAGGCAGACUGCCCAGGGCAUGGACUACCUCCAUGCCAAGAACAUCAUCCACCGAGACCUCAAGUCUAAUAACAUCUUCCUGCAUGAGGGGCUCACAGUGAAGAUAGGCGACUUUGGCUUGGCCACAGUGAAGACAAGAUGGAGUGGGGCCCAACCCUUGGAGCAGCCCUCAGGCUCCGUGCUUUGGAUGGCGGCUGAGGUGAUCCGUAUGCAGGACCCAAACCCCUACAGUUUCCAGUCGGACGUCUAUGCCUACGGGGUUGUGCUCUAUGAGCUCAUGACAGGCUCACUACCUUACAGUCACAUUGGCAGCCGUGACCAGAUCAUCUUCAUGGUAGGCCGUGGCUAUCUGUCUCCGGACCUCAGCAAAAUCUCCAGUAACUGCCCCAAGGCCAUGCGGCGCCUGCUGUCUGACUGCCUCAAGUUCCAGCGGGAGGAGCGGCCCCUCUUCCCCCAGGCUGGGGCCUGGGGUGUUGGGGUGCCCACGGAGCUCCAGACACUCCUCCUCAUCCCCACCUGCCCCCAGAUCCUGGCCACGAUUGAGCUGCUGCAACGGUCACUCCCCAAGAUUGAGCGGAGUGCCUCUGAACCCUCCUUGCACCGCACCCAGGCUGAUGAGUUGCCUGCCUGCCUCCUCAGCGCAGCCCGCCUUGUGCCUUAGGCCCUGCCCCCAGCCACCGGGGAGCCCACCUCAGUCUGCCACGCCAUGGAGUCCUGCCCACCAGCCAGUGUUCCAUCUCUGUCUUGAUACUGCCUCAGGAUCCCCCAUCUCUCACCCUGGGAGAUGGUGGUGAUCCCCUUGAGCUCUUCAGUUCCUCUGGAAUUGGGGGACCCCCCCCAGAGACUGAGACCCCUGCCUCUUCCAUAAUUUGGUUUACUCUUGGCUUUGGGGAAUACUUCUAAAUUUGGGGUGCACCUCCAUCUCCACUAGCUGGACUUUGUGGCAGGGAUUCCACUUAGAACCUCUCUGGAAUUUGUGCCUAAUGUGCCUUCACUGGAUUUUGGGGUUCCCCAGCACCCCAUAUGGAUUUGGGGGUCUUCUGUGUCUCCCCUGCCAGUCAAGGACUCCCCUCUUUCUUCACCAAGAAGCACAGAAUUCUGCUGG